Messenger RNA from Nicrophorus vespilloides, 11232 nucleotides. RefSeq lists its product as uncharacterized. Gene Ontology annotation, biological process: regulation of DNA-templated transcription. Gene Ontology annotation, molecular function: DNA-binding transcription factor activity, RNA polymerase II-specific; RNA polymerase II cis-regulatory region sequence-specific DNA binding. Lineage: Eukaryota; Metazoa; Arthropoda; Insecta; Coleoptera; Silphidae. The record is from RefSeq and is a predicted model, not a curated record. The coding region runs from base 1671 to 11069 and encodes 3132 amino acids. The transcript has 12 exons.
UUACAUUGAAUUAAAUCUUUUGUUUUCUUUUUCUUUCCUUUUAAUAAUCAUUAGUUAUUAUAUUUGUGUGUUAGGGGUUGGAAAUUGUAAAGGGCUCGUUUAGUCCUCGGCAGGCUGCAUGUCAAUGUAUAUACACAGUUUCUAUAUUUUUUAAUUUUGUUGUAAAUAACUUUGUGAAACGAGAAACUAAACAUAAAUUUUCAAUGCGAGUCUGAGAGUGGACACAUCGAAAGAAAGUAUUUUUAUUUUCGUUGUAGGAUACGUGUGUGCGCUUAAUAAUAAUAAAAAAAAAUUGAUUAAAAUAAUAAUUAAUAAUACAGAACAAAUGCACUAGUUGUUGAAAUUUUCCGAGAAAUUUAAAGGAAAUCGUGAUAUAUUUUUUAUUGUUAUUACACACAGUACAUUUUGGAAAUUAUCAUUGACAUUCCAACUUUCUUGUUUCCUAAAUUAUAGAUUAGGUUGGAAUUACUGUAAUGUAUUUUUUUUUUGUUUCCUCGUUUUUUUUUUACUUAUUCUUCCGAGUUGUGUAAUCGAGAAAAGAGAAUAAUCCGGCAAGGAUGAUGAGUUUGUACUUCGUCUAGUUUAUUUUUUUUAUUUUUAUUGUAUGUCAUCAAGCUACCCUGAAUAUUAGCAUUGUACUUAUUCUAAAUUGUAGUUAUGUAAGACAUUUGUAAUUAAUUUCCAAGACCCACCAACAAGAAAAAAGAGAAAAAGAAGAACAUCCCUUGUUAUUGAGACUGCAUUUCAUUAUUAUUAUUAUUUUUUUAAAUUAUAUAGUUAUUUAAGUAUAUGUUUCGUUUAUUUUGAUCGUUUGUAUAAAAAGUUGUUUAUUCAUUAUUUUUUUGGAUCUGAACAUGCUCCUAGAAGUUCUCUAAGUAAAUGAUAAUGGUUAACUAGUAAAAUAAUAAAUGGAACGACGUUGGAAGCGUUUCUUUUCGAGAAAUAAAUAUACAGUGUACAUAAUAAACCCAGUAGUCAUUAUAAACAAAAGAACGAACCUCUUUUAAAGUAUCUUACUUUUCUUGUUACUAUAAAUAUUUAGCUCAGUAUUAUAUAAGAAUAGCGAGAGAGAAAAAAUAAAACGAUAUAUUUUAAAUUAUUGUUGGAGCGUUAUUUGUGGCCACUUCGAAGUGGCGGACUUGUUGCCUAAGCUGUUGUUGGACUCCAAUAUUUUUUUUUCUUCCCGGAACACGACGGAGGUGCUUCCAAUGGAAUUGGAUUCUCGUGCGAAUGUUUACUGUUAUUUGCUUAUUUCAAUAAACUGCCUAUUUGUUGACCCUCAUACACAGCUUAAAUUGUGUUUUCUAGUCCUAGCUCAUUGUUCGCUUAUGUACACAUUGUAAAAUAUACACUUGGAACGAUUAUUUAUUCUGAGCAACUUAUGCGCUUGGGGUGAUUCGAGCGGCCGUCGACAGAAACUGCUCCACUUGCAAUUGAUCAAUAGUUUCCGUCCACCCAAGUACAUAGCGUGCGAGUAUAUAUAUGUAUUCACUUCUAUAUACAUCAAUGUAUAUAGAUAUAUGUAUAUAUGUACACUGUCAUUUGCCCCUCCUCACUGCGUCACUGCCGAUUCCAUAAUCACUUUUGUGAAAUAAGAAAAGUACAGAAAUUCAAGUAAAUAUCCCGGAAAGCGAUUUGGAACGCGAAAAUGCUUCGAGAAAGGCCCGAAAAUGUCAGACGACGUAAAUGCGUUGUUGACACGUCUGCAAACGUAUGCCCCAUUUUUGAAAGACAUGAUUGACAAUCUUAAACCCGAUAUGCCUCAACAUGCCAAAUUAGUUUCUUUGCAUAAUAUGAUUACAGAUAAGAAGAAAAAGUUUAAAUAUGAAACUUUAAAAAAGUGCGAGGAAGUGAUAAAGAAAAUACAAAAAUCAAAAAACGUAACCACUUAUAAACAACCACCAAAAACACUUCCGUUGCCACCACGGAGUCCGAGUCCUGUACCUACAAUUCGUAGCCCAGAUCCGGAUAACUGGGAAUCGAGUAAUACAUUCGUUGAAGAACGAUAUGUGAGAGAAACUCCCAGUAUUUACAGCAGCAUCGCUGCGACGAUAAGUAAACCGAAAAAUGUAAAUAUCGAUUUAAUUCCAAAGAUGGACAUGUCGAAGCCUCCGAUCAGCGUUGCAGACCUGGAGCUUUUGAACUCACAAUAUUGUGAAAUAAGUGAUAGUUUAGAAAGUGCUAGUGGUGUGAAAGACAAAAAACUUUUUCCGUCGGGGAAAACGCCGAGUUCGAAAGUAAGAACAGAUGUUAAUGAUUCAAAGUGUGCGAAGGCGCGGACUGAUAAACUAGUGAAGGAAACGAACUCACCAUUUGGAAGUAUGCUUUCGAGCAUAGACGAUCAGUUAAUAACUGAUAGAAAGAAGAGGCGCGACAGUAAAGAUGGACACAAAAUCGUGAAAUCAAAUAUUAAUGGAAAUCCGAAGUGUGAGUCAAUCAGUAGACCGAAUAUCUCGGAGACCGUAACAAGUAAAGUCGUUGAAGAUAAACCUGUACGUUUAGCUGAUAAAUAUAAUCCAAAGCCAAGGGCUAAAUCAACUCGAACAGCUGCAAUGAUGAAGGGAAUAGGUGUAGUCGACCAAAUUUUAAAAGAAAUGGAAAGACAGCAUGACAUUAAACCCGCCGAAGAGCCGGAACCUGUAAAAGAACCACCACCACCCGUUGUGGAAGCCUUGCAACAACAACAUAUUCCUACCCAAAUAUCUUCGUUUCACAAAUUAAAGUCGCCUCCACCAAAAAGACAUUUUCAACCAGGAAAUGUUAUAAAUCCACCCACAAGCUUUAACGAGAACUACAAUCACAACUAUAGAAUUCCCCCACAGCAUAAUGCGUUUCCGCCUCAAGCAAAAGUGUUUACGCCGUUCGAGCCAAUACAGAGUGAUUAUGACAUAAGUGCUCAUCCGCCAGUAGAUUUUUAUGCACCGACAACACCUAAUCCAUAUUGUCAUCCUCCUCAACCAUACAACGUUCCUCCUCCAAUUAUAUUUUCUCCGCCGUACGAGCAGCAACCAACGCACCCUAUGCAUAUUCAAAAUAAGAGAAACUUUAGUAAUAAUAGAUUUCAUGAAAAUGAAAUGCCGUACACCUAUAAACAUUGGCGCGAAGAGAAAAAGUUAAGAGAAGUAAGAGAUCCACGUGAAAAUCGGGAUCCAAGAGAACACCGUGAGCAACGGGAUCCGCGUGAAAACAGAGAUCCUCGUGAAAACCGCGAUCCAAGAGAGAACCGGGAUUCAAGGGAAAGCCGUGAUCCAAGAGAAUCUCGGGAUCCACGUGAAAAUCGAUUGUUUCGUGAUCCUCGCGAGAAGCGUGACAAUCAUGAUACUAGAGAUCCACGAUUAAGAAGAGAUGACUAUCAAAGAGCUCAGUCAAAGGGACGCGAUAGUCGAUCUCCAGAGUCAAACCGAAAGUCAACUGAUGUUAGUAGACCACGUGUGGGAUCAUGCGAGAAAGAUGACGUUCGUGUACGAUCCACUUCAACCGACAGAGACAAAUUUAGCCCUCAAAAGACUAAAGAGAGAUUAAGGAGUAGCAUAAAAGAAAUUAUACCAAUUCGUAGUAAAUCGAAAAAUCGAUAUAAUGAUUAUACUAGUACUUCAAAGGCUGCAACUAAAGAUAAGUAUACAUUUUUAAAAGGAGAUUCUUUGCAAUAUUUUAAAAUUCCCAAAAAAACUCGUCCCGAAGAUAAUGAACAAAAAGUAAAACAAGAUAGUGCUAAGGCUGAGGAACAUAAAGAUACGUCUAACAAUAUUAAAAACGUUGAUCAAGAGCAAGAAGAAGAAUCUCUAAAUGAAAAAAAUGAACAUGUGGAUAAUGCUAAAGAAGAAAGUGAUACAACUUCAGGGACACAAGAUAUUAUUAAAGAUGAUGAAAAAGAUACUCUUGUUGACAAUAGGAAGGAGAAGAAGUCAGAUGACAAUGAAAUACUUGUUGAUAAAGAGAAAACGGUUGAUAAGGUGGAGAAUACAGACGUUAAAAAAAUUCUCUCAAUGGUUGAAGAAACUAAAAAAGAACUUGAAACUACUGAAAAACAGCCCGAAGACAUUAAAAAGGUUGACGUAAAGGUAUCUCCGUCAGGAGAUAUUGAUACGAACAAAGCAAUUACUUCAGAACCUAGUUGUAGUUCAGAUAGUCCGCAAGAACAAAUUGCAAAAUUACUAGAAACUAUAAAAGAACAAAAAGAUUCAACUGCUUCCACAGCUAUCUUAAGUAUGAUUAAUAUGUUAAUGACAUGUUUAACUGAUAAAACUAAGGAGGAGGUGCCUAAACUGGAAACUGAGAAGAAAGAGGAAGUUAAGACUGAAGUUGAAGAAGAGAAAGAAAAUGUUGAUGUAAAUGAAGCGGCAGCUACAGACGAAAAGCAAGAAGAAGUUGUUGAAGAAGAAGAGGACGAUGAGACUACAAUCGAUGAUGAUGAGAAUGUAGAUGAUGAUUCUAAAGAUGAUGAGUAUCUAAUUGAUGAGAAGAAAAAUAAAGUAAAGAAGCCCGAAAAGAAAUGUUUCAAGAAAAAUGUAAAAAGUAAACCAGUAACAAUUAAAAAGAAAGCUGACAAACAGAAACAAAAUGAGGAUGUUCAUGAAUCUGUCGGAGAACGAAUUAAAAAUAGGAAAAGAAGCAAUGUAGAGAAUUCUGUUCCCAUUGAAAAUGAAAGAGUAACUCGCCAAAGACUGGCUAAUAUGCGUGUCCCGGCUAAGAAAACACGCAAAAAUGAACUAGAUAAACUUCAUGAUGACAUAAAAGAAUCGUUAGGGGAAGCUGUUUUGUCGACUAGUAAUAGAAGGUCAUGUACCAUGACUUCAAAGGAUGCGGAGAAGGAAAAGGUUAAAGUACCAAGGGUUGUUUUAGAAAAGUUACCAGAGAUAAAAAUUUCAGCUAGUAAUGAAGUAAAAGAAUUAAAUACAGAAUCUGAUAAUAAAAUGAAUGAAAAUCAAAGUGAGGAUGUCGAGGAAAAGAGGAAAAAACAAAAAAAUAAUCAAGACAUAGCAGAAAAAGAUGGUAUUGAUCAAAUGGCGAAGAAACGGAAACUGUCGAAAGCAGUAGAAAAGACACCGAUUGAGGACGAUGCCGCUUCAGUUAAUAGCGAAUUGUCCAGGACAAAUGAGAGUUUAGAAUAUGAGACAAACGAUGAAACUACCGACGCAGAUGAUAUUAAGAAAACUAAUAAUAAGAAAAAGAGGAAAGCUACAGCAUGGGCGACGGGAGUAAUUAAGAAACGGAAGUCAGCGAAAAAGUCGAUAGGUAACGAAGAAUCCGCAAGCGACGCAGAUUUCGUCGAACCUGAUAAAGAAUAUUAUUUAAAGACAACUGAUGCAAAUAAAUGUAAAUUAUGCAGCUAUAACGGUAAAUCAAUAGUUUACCACUACAUGAUGAGUCAUCCAGAAAGUGAUAUGUAUAUCUCCCGCCUUUCACCCAAAGAUACCGAACUCGCAUUAAGUGACAGUAAACUCGCUAAUCUUGAUGAUAUCGUGUUUUCUGAAGAGGAAAGCAAAGCUAGAAAGAAAUAUAAAUUUAGAUGUCGCUUUUGUAAAGCGUCCUAUUUAGAAAAUUCAAAUUUCUUUUACGACCAUCUAACAAGCCAUACGGGUGAACAUAGAUUUAAAUGUACAGAAUGUAAAUAUCGUAAUAAUAACCGGAGAAAUCUCAAGCUUCAUGUACAGUAUUCUCAUCCAAAAGUGGAUGCGAAUAAUAUGAUACUGUUAGAAGAUUCGAAACCGAACUAUCCAAUUAUAUUAGGAUAUAUUUGUUCUGAAUGCAAUUUUCUUCAAUUACACCGAGAAGCAAUUGAGCAGCACAUUCAUAUAUAUCACUUAGAGGAAUCUACUCAUCCUAUUACCAUUAAUAUGUCAUUCCCAGUGGAAGACAUUGAUAAACCGAUCAUUGAUAAACCGAUCAUUGAUAAACCGACUAUUGAGAAGCGAAUAACUCGUGAAUCCAUAAAAAACGCGGUUAGCGUUGAAGGUAAAAAUAAAGACCCGGUUUCAUCUAAUAAUGAUAUAGCAAGUAGGGAAGAACAUAGCAAAACCUCUACCGCAGAUGAGAAAAACGAGUUGAAUUUGACAGCGUUUCUAUGCGAUGAUACUGCCAUUCAAGAAGAAAAUAAUUUGGAAGAAAAACGUCUAGAAAAAAUGAAGGAAAUUCAGAGUACAAUACAAACGAAGCGAACUUCGUUUGUAAACACUCUAAAGUCAAGGUUGGAAAAUUUAUUGAAAAUGGAUGAAAGUGAAGAUAAUGAUGAUACACAAGAAGAGGAGAAGACAGAGGAGUUAGAUUCGGAGAAGAUUUUAAAAAUCAGUAAUAGUAUUAACACAAAAAAGCACUCAUUGGGAAAAGCUAUAAUAAUUAAACAGGAAAAGGAUGUGGAAAUGGAUGAAGCUAACGAGACUGACGUGCAUAAUCAGACGAUCGCAGAAACAUCUAUGAAAAAUGAACAGUUUCAAGAUUCGGCAAUGCGCAAAGAAAGUAAGAAUUAUUAUGCCUCAACGUCCAAAUCGACUGAGGUUCCGAAAAUUCAAAAUUCUAUAAAUCAAACAGUCAACAGAUUGCAGGGAUUCUUAUCGAAGAUGCCUGCUUUAGAACCAGUGAAAAUUGUUCCUUCAGUCGCAUCCGAGAAAUUAUUUAGUGUAUCUAUAAUUCAUGCAACUAAGAUGAAAGAUAAGGAACUAGAAUUUAUUUGUAAUAUACCCUCGUGUGUUUUUCGAACUUCAAAUAGAAAAAUAUUUGAUUCGCACUGCAAAUUCACUCACAAAAAUGAAUAUUAUAAACUAUCGUGUUCCACUUGCAGUGAAUCGAAUGGUCAAUAUCUCAACAUAUUGGAUAUUUUUAAUCACUUGUGCGUCCACGUAUCUGAUGAUAAAAAUGAAAAGGAAGAAAUACAGAUGAAACGGGAACUGGAAGAACUUGAAGAAGAUGUGAAAAGUGAUCCGGAUUGUAAUAAAUCAUCUAUAUUCAGUAUCAAAAUUUCAAGUGUAACAUCAUUGGCGCCAUCAAAGAGUGAUGCAAUGAACGAUGUCAUCAUAAAUCCAUCUGCAUCUACACUCCCAGUUCCGCCAUUGGUGUUGAAAGAAAAAUCCUCAACGUUGGAAAUUCCUCCCUUGAUAAAAAUAUCUGAAACAUCUCCAAAGUCGGUAUUAUCCAAAGGAACAUCGACUACAUUGAAAGCCAUAUCGUCUAACACGUCUGACAGUGUAUUUCCCACCACUGCUAUUUGUAAAGUAGUAAUAAUGUCGCCAGAAGAAAUUAAGAUUCCAAGAAAAACUUCUGAAGUACGUCGCAAGUGGUUAAAUUCACCCAAUAUUUUAGAAAUAUUAUUAAAAUGCCCAGAACCAGCUUGCAAUUUUGCUACAAACAUAGAAAACGAAUUUGAUGAUCAUCUUUUAAAUUUUCAUACCUUCCUUCCGGGAUUAUUACUUCCAUGUCAUUAUUGCAAUUACAAAAUGGAGGUUCAGUACUUCAAAUUGCAUUUAUUGAUGCGCCACAACAAAAGCAACAAUGGUUGUGCUUAUUGUUUAUACAGAGCAAUCACUCCGGAAUACGUAAAAUGGCACCAAACGAUCGAGCAUAAAGGCAAAGAAUAUUCUUGCUUGACAUAUUCAGAAUCUGCAUUGAUUCUUAGCGCAGAUGCGUUUGUAAAGUAUAAAAUCCCGGAAGUACCUCCAAUAUCUAGGUUUCUUAAACCCUAUGUUUGCGGCUGCAAAAAGGAAUUCCGUGUGAUAAUGAACUAUGAGACACAUGCAAAAACUUGCGUGGAUCCAAAGCCUUGGGGAUGCGGACUCUGUUCUAUUUAUUUUCGAUGCUUUAGAAGCGCUAACAGACAUUUCCAGACAAGACAUCAGCUGUAUAUCUACCAUUGUCGGUAUUGUUUUUAUGGAAAUGUACAUGUCCAGGAUCUCCUUAAUCAUAUGGUAACAGAACAUUCAAAUUACGAAUUUCGUAUAGUUUGUAGAUCUGUUAAGGAUGGGACCGUCAGCGAGGUUGAAGAUAACAAAAUAUAUGACAAACUACUUUGUUUCAAUUACAAAGACGUGAUCAAGGAUCCUGAGAGCAACAAUAUUGAAAUCUGUGAAAUAAAUAUUGAUAAUGAUGUGGAGGACACGAUGGAAGACGAAGAAUUGGAAGACGUCGAAGGGCAAACUUAUUCCGGGUCUCUACUAUUUAUAUGCAAGUGCGGCGAGAAGGUCGAAAAUUCGUUAGCCUUCAAAAAUCACUUGAUUAGUUGUACAACAAUGACACAGAAAUCAAAUAAUCAAAAACCGUACGACUGUUACCACUGCGGCAAGUCGUUUAAAAAUGCUCCCAAUCUGGUGGAACACAUUCGAAUACAUGGAGCAAAUAAGAUCAGUUGUUCGCUUUGUUCCUAUCAGCAUCCCCAAGUUUGUUCUAUGAGAGCACAUAUGAAGAGUAAACAUAAAAUUAAUUUCUGCAGCAUUUUACCAGUGAAUCCCAAGCAGCAAAAUUUCGACACGGAUGAAUUCAUUGCUACUCCAAAUCAAAGGCGUUCAAACAGUGUCGCAAAUUCCGUUCAAUCUUCUCCUAGCAAAGAGUCGUCGAAAGUAAAGCAGUUAAGCCAUUGUCCCAUUAAAUACUCAUUUAGCCCAGAGGAAAUAAGCCAACUACCACCGAUGCCAGUAUACAGAUAUGAAGUACUAUGUAGCAUUUGUCAGUAUGCAACUAAAGUCAAAAUGAAUCUUGUUCGUCACAUGAAUUUACACAAGAAUAAUGCGGAAGUUGCCGAAAUACCGACCGCAGCUCCAGUAAAUCCUGUGCCUUGUCUGAAAAACAAGGAACUGAUGUUUGAUAAGAUGAAAAAUUUGGCGAACAGUUCACAUGCUAUAAAGAUGGAAUCUAAAGUUGAACAAUUAAAAGAUGAAGUUGAUUUAAAUAUACCGAUUUACAUACCGUUAAAUAAAAGAUAUGUGUGUGGAGCUAAUAAUUGUAAUUAUCUUUGCCUGGAGGAAUCUAUGUUACGACAUCACCUACAAGCAUUGCACGGUCAUGAACAGAGUUACACAUGCGCUCAUUGCAAUGAAGAUUUUAGUAGUGAAAAAUAUCCCAUUAAUGUUGAUAAUAUUCUUCGUCAUUUGAGAUUACACGACAACUUACUAUACAAAUGCAGUUACUGCAAGUUUUUCAACAACUUGAAGAACAAAGUGGAGAGGCAUUGUAGCGACAAACAUGCCGAUAAGGCGAGCAAAGUGUUGACACUUAGGGAGGAAACCGAUGAAGUUCAAGUCGAUAGUAAAGAAAAGAAAAUGAAAUCGUGGCGGUGCCGUAUGUGCAAGAGUCGGUAUUCAACAAAAGAAGCAGUCAUUGCUCACGUGGAAAACAAACAUGGUAUCGAUUCGCAAUACAAGUGCAGUUACUGCAAUUACAAGAGUUUAGAGAGGGAUAGUUUUGCUGAGCAUUUUAAGAGCAAACACGAGGGAUGUAAUGAAGACGUUAUCGAGGUAUAUUUUAAUGAAGAUGCAGUUAAAGCUCCACCAGUUGAGACUCAACCACAGUUCGACACAACGCCACUGUGGGUUAUGAAUAAACAAAAUAACAUCAAGCACAUUCGCGGUAUUUUGCUGGAGGAACAUGAGAAGAUUCCCAAGAAAGGACCGAUUAAGAUUGCAAAUAAGGUCGAGGAGGUGGAGAAGACUCCCAAGAAAGGACCGAUUAAGAUUGCAACCAAAGUCGAAGAGGUGGAGAAGAUUUCCAAGAAAGGAUCGAUUAAGAUUGCGACCAAAGUCGAAGAGGUGGAGAAGAUUUCCAAGAAAGGAUCGAAUAAGAUUGCAACCAAAGUCGAAGAGGUGGAGAAGAUUUCCAAAAAAGGACCGACUAAGAUUACAACAAAGGUCGAAGAGGUGGAGAAAACCAAGAAAACUUCGGUUAAGUCAUCCACGAAGUCAACUGAUGGUCAAGUAAAAAAGGAAUCAAUCAGUUCCAAUAAGUCUUCGUCUGUAGACGAAGAAAAUAAAAAUAAAAUUGAAACGAAGAAGAUUACUAACUUGGAUUUGUCUAUAGACGCGGUUGCUAGAGGUUCUGAAAUUAGCGACGAUUCAGACGUGGAUAUAUUACAUUGCCCCGAAGACACAUAUGAGUUUAGCGAAAUUGAGGAGAAAUUAGGAAGUUUGAAAACUAUGCCGAUUGAAAAGUUGAUUGCCUCGAAUUUUAUGGGCACGUACGGUCCUUUUGGAAAGCCCGCCUUUGAAGCGUUCCUUUGUCCUCUGUGCGCUAUUUAUCAAACACCUGAAAUGAAUGACUUCAAAUUUCAUCUGUACGAAGAACUAGAGUAUAAACUAUUCGGUUGUAAGCACUGCCCAUACACAGAAUGCAAAAAGAAGAAAGUGGAAAUGCACUGUAAAGAAGUUCACGGGGAAUAUAAAUCAACCGAUGUUAUUGUACUGGAGAGUCAACCACAAAUAGAGGAAUGGGUUAAGCAAGUUACCACAUAUCAAAAAAGGAUAAUUGAGUUUAUGAACGACGAUGGUGAAUAUUUAAACGUCGUAGACAGCGAUAUCGAAGAACCGCCAGCUUCUAACACCAACGAUCAGAUAUUUAAAUGUAAAUAUUGUGUAUACGAUACUAAAACGCAGUCCUCCUUGAGAACUCAUGAAAUGCGUCAUUGGGUGCAGAAGCCGUUCGGAUGCAACCUGUGCCGAUUUACCGGAGUUGUGAAAGCCGAGAUGAUGAAGCACGGACGUAAAGUGCAUCCUGGCGAAAAAAUGACCAUAAUCUCAUACGAAAUUGAAAACCCGACCAUAGUGCCGAUCACACAUAAAUUCGUAAAUAAGUAUCCAUUUAAGUGUACUAUUUGCAACGCGAUGAUCGAAAAGGAUUUUGAGCAGCACGUUGAAAAGAUGCAUCCGAAGAUACACAAAGAUACAGCUAGGAAGUCCACCAGCAAACCCUACUACCAAAAGGAAUUUACGUACUAUGGAACUAAACCGGAUAUCAACGAGGACGAAAUCAAGAAGACCGUUCUUCAUUUGAACGAUAAGGAUAAUUCCACGAUGACUGUUGAAGAGUAUGCCAAAGUUAUUGAUAUAUUCCCAAAAGUUACGCUAAUUGAUAUGGAUAGGCGUAAAACAUAACUGUGAUGUACAAAAAUAAUUUUUAUAUAUUUUUAAUAUUCCUCAAAUAUAAGUUAAUCAGUAAGUUCGUCAAAUUGUUUUCUAAUAUUUAGGAAACAGUUUUGAUCUAUCAAAUCCACUAUUAUGUUUCGUAUCUCAGAAUGCAUCUGUAAAUAGCGCAUUA